AAUCUAAUAAGUUACGUACGAGUAGUUAUAAUAUUGGCACGAUGAUUAUUUCAACGGAAGGCAUACUAAGUAUGUAUUUAUUCCAUAAGUUGUAAAAUGUCCCACGGUUUGCAGAUAUUUUGUGUGCCUAUGCUGUGAUAGUAUAUAGGCAAACGACUGGAGUUGCUUUUAACUGUUGGUGCAAUUUCUUGGCAGCUCAGUUCUGUUAGUGGGAGAUAAGAAAGUACUGUAGAUCCAACAGCGCUAUAAAAUGUUAGUAACUAUCUGCCGUGUAUUGUGAAGAGAAUGAUUUGUGUGUUGACUGCUGUGCAAUUAGUCACACAAAGACUCAGUGUUUGGGCCACCAACAUUUCCAGGGACACAAUUGUUUGCCGGAGAAAAUGGGAAGGGCUGUUGAUAGAUAAAUAAUUAAUUGACUAUUGAAGUAAAAGGCAAUCUCAUUAUGAGCGUAUCAAUUGAUUAUAGAAUACCUAGAGCAUUUUUUAUCAUCCUCUUUCAAUUCGUAUGUUGCUGAAAUUCUACAUUAAUAUUAGUCAUCUCUUUCUUUAAUAUGAAUUACUUUUGGCAGUUAAAUUACAAAGGACAAAAGCAUAACAUUUUAAGCCACUGGUAGAACACUCCCAUUAUGGGUGCAUCAUCAGGAACCACAGGAAGUGUGCAUCAGGAAGUGAGUCCAUCUGCUCCUUCAACCUUUCCCAUUUAUUAGGAUUAGCUGUUUCAAAGAUAAGAUGGUAUUUCAAAACAAUAUGGGAUAACAUCUUUAAAGGAUCUCUGAUUACUCUCCUUUCCCAAUUUCAUGUUUGUUGUUUUAGCAUUAAUAGUGUAACAUAUGUACUAGAGGCCCAACUGUGUUGUUGAGCCUGUUACUUGCAGACUAAGGCUUUUACCUUUCAAGGACUUUGUCUCCGGAAGCAUGCACACAGGAUUGAAGAAGUGUGACAGUAUUUUUGUCUGAAUGUUUUUGUGUAGCCUGAAUUAAAUUUGAACAUUGUCUUGGUUUUUCAUGGAAAAUAAACUAGAGACUGUAACUUAUUUGACUUGCUUUGGCAGCUGCAAGUGCAAUGGAUUACUUGGCCAAAAGUCAAACAACCACCUGUGGAUCUCAGUUUGUGGGUCUAAAGGGUGCCAGACGGUGGCCAGGCUCUCAAGUGGAAAUUCUAUCUAUGACAAAUAUUAUCGACAGGUUGACCCCUCUGGUAGUGGGCGGGUGUCUGCUGCAGAUGCAGCCUUGUUCCUGAAGAGGUCAGGCCUAGCGGACCUCGUCCUGGGCAAGAUCUGGGAUUUAGCAGAUUCAGAACGGAAGGGUUGCCUUAACAAACAGCAAUUCUUCAUUGCUCUUCGAUUGGUGGCCUGUGCCCAAAAUGGACUGGAGGUGGCGAUCAAGAAUCUCCAUUUGGCUGUUCCUCCGCCAAAGUUUCAUGACACAAGCAGCCCACUUCUACCUGGGGGAGUGUCCAUUGACAGCCCGUGGGUGGUUAAGAUGGAAGAGAAGCUGAAAUUUGAUGCCAUCUUUGACAGCCUCUCCCCUGUUAAUGGCAUGCUGUCCGGGGAGAAGGUCAAACCAGUGCUGCUCAACUCCAAACUUCCAGUAGAUGUUCUAGGAAGGGUAUGGGAACUGAGUGACUUGGACAGAGAUGGUAUGCUUGACAGAGAUGAGUUUGCUGUGGCCAUGUACUUGGUCUACAGGGCUUUGGAGGGAGAGCCUGUUCCUAUGUCUCUGCCUGCGCCCCUAGUCCCCCCCUCCAAGAGGAAAAAGCCGGUUUCUGUACCCCCUGUGAUGCCCCUUUUACCCUCACCCCCCUCCAUCAAAGAAAGACGCUCCUCUGUUUCCGGGUCCAAAACUCUGCCCUCCAAACCACCCACGGCCCCAGUCACUUGGGUUGUGUCUCUGUCAGACAAAGCAAAGUAUGAUGAGGUGUUUGCGAAGACUGAUCUCGAUAUGGAUGGCCUUGUCUCUGGGCCUGAAGUCCGAGAUAUUUUCUUAAAGACUGGCUUGCCCUCCGCCACACUGGCACGCAUCUGGGAGCUCUGUGACAUUGGGGACAUGGGGAAACUAACCCGGGAACAGUUUGCACUAGCGCUGCAUUUAAUCCACCAGAAAUUGACCAAGGGUGUGGACCCACCUCAGAACCUCUCCCCCGAAAUGGUCCCCCCCUCCGACAGACUGAGCCUAGCCGCCAAACAGAGCAACGCUGCUAAUCUGGCUGCAGACUUCUCCGCCAUCAAGGAACUGGACUCGCUCAGCAAUGAGAUUGUUGACCUACAAAGGGAGAAAGGCACCGUGGAACAGGAAAUUAAAGAGAAGGAAGAGCGAAUCAGGGAAAGGACCAGCGAAGUCCAGGAGCUGCAGAAGGAGGUGCAGAAGGAGAGCGGAGAGCUGCAGCGGCUGCAGUCUCAGCGCCAGCAGGUCCAGGAGGCUCUGGAGGACCUGGACCAACAGAAGAGUGCCCUCGAGGAGCAGCUGGGCCUCAUCCGCCAGCAGUGCAGCCACGAGAACCAGCUGAUCUCGUCGCUGCAGGCGGAGCACACUGAGCAGGAGCAGAGAAUCGAGGAGUAUGAGGAGCAGCUGGUCCAGGCCAGGGAGGAGCUGCUGCGGCUGCAGGAGGAGACCCAGCAGCUGGAGGAGAAGGUGCAGGCAGCGCGGGAGCAGCUCUCCCCUCUGCAGGACUCUGUCCGGGACUCCUUCUCCCAGGUCUCUCAGGUGCAGCAGAGGCUGAGUGAUCUCCAGCUGGAGGAGCGGACGGUCACGGCCCAGCUCAGUUGGAAGAGGGCCCUGGAGGACGACCCAGUGCCUGUCCUGGUGAACGGUACCACAGAAGAGCGGCACCACCACGAACAGCCCGAGAAACUGAAGGUGGAGCGGCCAGCCAGCCAGCCUCUGAUGGAGCCAGUCGAACCCAUAGAAGAACAGCUGGAAGUAAAGGAGAGGCGUAACAUGUUAGAGGAACCGGAGCCCAAGUCUGAUGCCUUCGAGGACCUCUAUAACAGCCUACCAUUUACUACCUGGCCAGUACAACAGGACAACCUUGUGAAGGAGCGCCUUAGUCCUGUUGCUCCCACCCUUCAAGAACACCGCAGUCCUACAGCCGAAGUUGAAGCAGUGGUGGAUGAAGAGGACGAAGAAGAUGAGGAAGAAGAUGAGCUGUCGUUUAAAGCUAGCACUCCCAAGAUGGAAUCCCCAGAGCCAGAAAGGAGAACAGGGUCCACUGAGCCUCCCCAGACUACGCCCCCUUCUCUACCUCCACAGACCACCCCACCACCACUCCCUGGCCUGGACUUCUUCAAGUCAGACCCCUUCAUUGACCAUGAUCCGUUUAAAGAUGAUCCGUUUGGAAAGGCCGGUGUGUCUGUUUUAUCAACAGACCCAUUUGGAGGGGAUCCAUUUAAGGGCACAGAUCCCUUUGCUGCUGACGCUUUCUUCAAGCAGUCUUCGGCUGCUCCCUUCCUGUCGGCUGACCCCUUCACCCCCGGCGACCCCUUUGGCGGCAGUGCUGGCCUCCUAGCAGAGCCCAACCUGUUCGCCGCUCCGCUCAACAAUACCGCAGGACCUGACCCCUUCAGCUCCAAAUCCAACAACACGGCAUCCAGGGACCCCUUCAGUGCCAAGGUCAGCGAUGUAGACGACGACCCAUUCGCAUCCAAAACGGCUGAGGCUGACUUGUUUGGCUCCCAGGGCACAGCAGGACCAGAUCCCUUCAGCUGCUCCCCGCCUGGCUCUGAGGUCCCCACAAAGGAUCACUCGGCAGCAUCUAACGACCCUUUUGCCCCUGGAGGUACCGCAGUAGAUCCUGGCUCCGAUCCAGAUCCCUUUGCUGCUGUGUUCGGCAACGAGUCAUUUGGAGAAGGAUUUGCCGACUUCAGCGCCCUGGCCAAGUCAAACGGUGGCGAAUCCUUCGCCUCAUCCAACAAGAACCUCUUUAUGGGGGAUAGUCAGCCCAGUAGCCCCGACACCCCCCCAGCCUUGCCUCCCAAGACGGGAACACCCACCAGACCUCCCCCUCCGCCCCCAGGUAAGAGGUCCUCCAUCUCCAGAUCAGAGUCGUCUGACUCGUUCCACAGAAGGGGCCCCUUUCUGCCAAAGGGCUCAGGAGAGCCCCCUUUCUCCCAACCUGCUAAGGACGCUGCCCAGGAUCCCUUCGCCCCAUCCUCACCCCUCCAGCCCGCACGGGACCCUGACCGAUUUGCCAGCUUUGACAAACAGCAGUACCACACUGAGGAGGACAUGAUUGAGUGGGCGAAGAGGGAGAGUGAGCGGGAGGAAAAGGAGCGCCUGGCCAGACUAACUCAACAGGAGCAAGAGGAUCUGGAGCUGGCCAUCGCCCUAAGCAAGUCAGAGUUUUCCUGAAACAAUCCUGGAUACUCUGCGUGACCCCAGCCAGCACCAAAUGAAGGGGGAAGUGGUGGGAGAAUUGAACUAAAUGGCCUGCCACUUGGACCCAAUUAAGAGAGUUGGAGUAUUGGCCUCCGCCAGUCUCCCUCCACCACUUAAUCUUGUUUCACUCAUAGGCAUUUUUCAAGUUUGUCUAUUUAAUAAAUCCUAAUAUUUUGGUGUUUGGUUGAGUUGUGGGAGUGGAACUAUGAUGUCCUCUGACUUCAGUAGCCGUCCUGGUACAGUAAAUAGACAGAGAUUGUCAAGUAUAGAUGUAAUGGUUCUGUUGAUGCCUUGACCACACCGAACAAACUGCAAAAGGUCUGCCUUCAUUUGCAAGGGUCUUGUAGAUGCUUGCUCACACCUAGACAGAUAAUAUUCAGCACUUAUGGUUUCAAAAAAAAAAAUCCCAGAGAUUGAAUGUCAAAGAUUCAAAGUUAUAAAAUAUAAAAAUGGCAUACACAAAAUGGAUAUUACCUGUUCUUCAGACUCCCGAUUUUAUUAUUUCAUUUUGUUAUGGGGGAAUGAUGAUGAUGAUUGGGUAAUAAUUAACUUCUAUCAAGUUACUAAAAGAGUAAUUCAUCAAGGUAUAAGCCAAAGCUAAAUUGUGAUUAAUCUGUCAUUUACAUUUCAGUUAUAUAUCCAAAGCUUUUAUCCAUAGUAGUAUCCAAAUUCUUGAUUGGCUUCCAUGUCAGAGCUGGGGUCUUGUUAGUGUCUGUGUAUGGAUAUGAAUAGAGAUCACCUGAGAGGUAAGCUAGAUAGUUAGACAGCUUUAAAAAAAAAAUAAAAAAAAAUAUUCAACUUAAAAUUGGCAUGAUA
Molecule: messenger RNA, 5188 nt
Organism: Esox lucius (northern pike)
Lineage: Eukaryota; Metazoa; Chordata; Actinopteri; Esociformes; Esocidae
Gene: eps15
Product: epidermal growth factor receptor pathway substrate 15
Exons: 25
Coding region: 1004-4345 (1113 amino acids)
Biological process (GO): endocytosis; endosomal transport
Cellular component (GO): clathrin coat of coated pit; cytoplasm; plasma membrane
Molecular function (GO): cadherin binding; calcium ion binding
Source: RefSeq, a predicted model, not a curated record